CCCUGGCCAUUGUACCCCACCAGCCUCGGCGUCCCUCCUCGUCCCAAUCCAGAGGUCGUCCUCCUUUAGGUCGGACCUCGUCUGAUGGACCUAUGGUGGCUGUUGGUCAACACCCUCCAUCGUCUAGAUAUAGUUAUAGCCGAUCUCAGGAGCGGCCUCCGCGCGGACCAACAAACUCCACAGUUUCAAAGGUCAUUCGUUCGCGGUCGUUGUCGAGUCGUCCAGCUGGGAUUGUGGUUCGACAUCCGCCUCAUCACCAAUCCAAGUCCACGGUUGAUGUCUAUUCGCCCCAGGCUUUGUCCACCUUAUCCCGACCUGGAACUCGAAUGAGUUCCAAGAGUGGGAAGAGUGGUUUGAAUGGGAACAGCAAUUCGACCAAAGCGGGUGUGGUCAUUGAAACCAUGUCAGCCCCCAAUCCAUUUUGCCCGAAUACGAAAGGCGUGUGUUGUCUGAUGCUUCUAGUCAAUCUGGCUCUCAUUCUGGUGGCCAUUGGAUUCAUUAUUGUGCUUCAACUCCCAGAACCUGUUAUCGUCUGGAAUUUGGGCGUGGUGAUUCUGGUGUUUGGAUUCGUGACUUUCUUAGUGGCCCUCAUCUAUUGCUCUUGCAUUUGUCAAGAGGCCAAUUAUGAGCAAAGGCGUCGGGGAAACUCGGGUGAGCUCUACUGGACCCACCAUUGGCAGAAGAACAUCACCAUCCCUGAGAUCAAAACCCAAGAGCACCGUCGUUGGGAAGAAGUAGACCAUUUCCCCGAAGAUGACAGCGACACCUCGUCGCGUGAUUAUCCACGCCUUUACCUGGAAUCGGAAUACGCCACAGAACGCGAGGCGGAUUUCGAGACCGACCGGGAAGCAGGAGGAAAACCGCCUUCCGGAGGCAAAUAUACAGCAUCUUCCCCUAGGAGCAAAAUUUAUCACGAACGAGAACGCGACUAACGGACAUAAGUUGGCUCACUGCAUUAUCUUAAGGCUGCUUACCACACUCAGUUAACCUGUCAUAAUCAUUUCACAUAACGCCUCCUCGUAUCUUUAUUACACAAUUCUUCAUAACCUUA
Messenger RNA from Tigriopus californicus, 1051 nucleotides. RefSeq lists its product as uncharacterized. The record is from RefSeq and is a predicted model, not a curated record. NCBI's taxonomy places the organism in Eukaryota, Metazoa, Arthropoda, Copepoda, Harpacticoida, Harpacticidae.